UCGCGAUCCUAUCGUGUUUACCCACCCGACAAAAUGGCUGGUGUUUAUGAUCCCGACUAUGGAACAGCUUAUUACCGUUCAAACGAUCCCAUCAAGAACUUGAAACUGAGGGUGACGUUGAAGAGAGUUUCAGCUGUUGGAUUUGAUGCCGAUGCGGCUCAGCCGAAUAAAACCGCAGAAGGUGUUGAGCUUGCCACACUGGGGAAAGGGAAAAAAUCGAGAUCUGCAGAUUCUCAAGAGUGUGUUGUUGGAUGGCAAGAAAAAAUCUUCUGUCAGAGAGAGAUUGAGUUUUACAGCAAGACGGAAAAUUGCCAGAAUGUUCUGGAUAAUAAAUAUCACCAGGAAGUCACUGCUUUACUCAAUAAACGUCGGCAGCAGGGCAUGGUCUUCACGUAUGUCGAUCAUGAUGAAUUUUCCCAUCAAAAAGAGGGUGCUCAGAGCAUGACGGACUGGCAGGAAGAUCCCAGCCCUCUGGCGGCGAACAUGGCCCAGGUCAGGUGUCGGAGGAUAGGAGGCAGGCAGCUGAGAGAAAAAGAGCAGGGCAGCAUCCCCAAGACGUUGAUCGUGGACGAGGACCCGAGCGCUGAGGCCAAACUGAGGAACCAUCUAGAAGCUCCCCCGAUCCAAGUAAUGUACAUCAUGGCCGACCUGAGUCCUGCCGACAGCCCCGCCGAUGAGACAGAUGAGUACGUGCUGUGUACCCUGAAAGUGGACGCCAACGGUGUUCUGUCCGUGCGGCCUGACUUCACAUGUGGACGCAAGCCAUACAGCAUAGAGACCUUCAGAACGAGAGAGGGAUUUGACUACACAAUUGAAAACAUUUCCAAAGACAUGAGCAGACAAGAGCAAGAUAAAGAGUUAAAGAUGUAUCGAGAGAUGUAUUUGCGGCACAAUGACUUUGUACAGUCCUGCGUGGGACACGAGUUUGAACUGCCUGUGGUGGACACCCUGAGAUACGUGGUUUACGGAGAAAUCAUCUCUGCCCAAGAUUUUGAGAAGGAUAACCUGUACGUCCAUCUGUUUGUCGAUCUUCCAAAAGACUGGAGCGCGGAGAGAAGCCAACAGUUAUCCUGGGUGACCCAGACGUGCCGGUCGAAGACGGAGGACGAGACAGAGAUUGCCUACUUCAGUUACCCGUUCCACUUUGAGCUGAGUUACAAGAAGAACCCGAUAAACUCACAGGAAGACGUGCUCCCUCAUUUCCCACGUCUGAUGGUGGAGGUCGGCGCACUCGACUCCUGGUACCGACAUUUCCUGGAGGGCUACAGCUACUUCCAACUGCCUGCUAAGCCCGGUGUCCACAUUGAGAAGGCCCACUGCUGGAGGCCCACGGGGAACUCAGUGGUCAACAACCUGCGUCGUUUCUUCACCGGGGGCUCGCCGGAAGUGGAGGACCCGUCCUACGCUGCUGUCCCCUCCACCUUUGAUGGCACGUACCUGAGCAAGUUUGGGUUCAGCACUCAGUCAACGGGGACAGUGACGGCCAGGUUCAACGUUGUGCUGCAGUCCAGGACCUUCAUGGAGUCCAAGGCAAACAAGAGGUCGUUGGGUACAUUGCUCGAGACGUUGGGAAUCACUGCCAUGCAAGCAAACAUCACUAGUGUCUUAGAAGCCUUCAAGCGAGCCAGGAUGAAGAUGGUGCACGCCCGCGAGGCGGCCACCCAGGAGCUACUGAGAGAAGCCAAACCUAUACAGAAGGGAGAACUGGACGACGGAGAGGAAUAAAAUCUUACGUCACGUCGGCAAUGUUUGUGUUCUCAGCCAGCUGAUCUAAUGUACAAAACCCAACUUUUGGAAUUUUUAUUUGGUCGCUUUUAAGGACAAGCGGGCUAACCCAGGUUUCGGAGGUUUCCAGAAAUCUG
This is a messenger RNA of Aplysia californica (California sea hare), 1862 nucleotides long. RefSeq names its product Meckel syndrome type 1 protein. The record is from RefSeq and is a predicted model, not a curated record. The transcript has 20 exons. Gene Ontology annotation, cellular component: MKS complex. The coding region runs from base 34 to 1725 and encodes 563 amino acids. Gene Ontology annotation, biological process: cilium assembly. NCBI's taxonomy places the organism in Eukaryota, Metazoa, Mollusca, Gastropoda, Aplysiida, Aplysiidae.